AUGCUCUCUACCGUCCUCCUCGGCGCUGCCGCCGUCAUGGCUGGCGUGGCCAAUGCUCAGGUCACCGCUACCGGCACCAUGGGUGUUACCAACCCCACUGCCGCCUCGCUCGGCACCGCCGUCAACAUGUCGUCGUAUGCCCGUCUUCUCUCGCUCAACGCCAUUGACGACUUCUGUGUCUUUGCUCCCCCCGAGACCGGAAGCACCAUUGGUGACACCGAGGCCAUCCAGGUCGCUUGGUGUGUCCAGCCCCGUAACGACGCCCGUGUCAUCCCCGACGGCACCCUCUCGGCUGUCCACUUUGUCCGUACCCCCCUGUACUGGCAGGUCCAGGGCUUUGGCGACUUCACCAGGAUGAACAUUGCCGAGGGCGACGAGGGUGGUGAGCUCGACCCCCACGGUGCCACCGGUGACGGCAACCCCGUCGGUGGCAACGUCACCUGCAAUGCCACCGGCUCGGACGUCUCGUACGAGGAGUGGAUGAACUACAUGUCGUACCAGCAGUUCUGUCUCCGUAUCUGUAUCGCCGAGAACUCGACCUACUCGGCCGCCAUCGAGUGCCAGCACACCCUCGACGAGAUGGGAUGCGCCUGGGUCAUGCCCGGUGACUACACCAACGGCACCUUUACCGACUGCGAGGCCGACUCUGCCUACCCUCCCGGUGUCUACCCCCUUGCCAACGGCACCACCUCGACCUUUGCUCAGCGUUACACCGGUUCGUACACCAACUCGGGCACCCUUGCCUACUGGACCAUUGGCUACACCUCGACCCCCCAGACCGCCGCUUCGACCCCGGCUUCGUCGUCGUGCACCACCUACUCGACUGUCUCGAACGGUAUCCCCACUGCUGCCCUCACCUCGGGUGCCUACUUUACCUACACCCCCGGCAUGACCUUCACCGACCUCCCCACCACGACCGAGUCGGCGUCGACCGUCAUCGAGUCGGCCCUCACCGACUCGGCCGGUGCCACCACCGGCACCGCCCAGGUCACCGUCGCCGCGACUGACGCCGCCGCCGUCUCGGCCUCGUCGUCCACGGCCGCUUCGGCCGGUCACGCCGUCUUUGCGCCCUCGACCGGCCUCGUCGCCGGCGCCUUCUCCGUCCUCGCCGCCCUCGCCGGCGUCGGUGCCGUCAUGCUCUAA
Apiotrichum porosum is the source of this 1143-nucleotide messenger RNA. RefSeq lists its product as uncharacterized. The transcript is spliced from 5 exons. The coding region runs from base 1 to 1143 and encodes 380 amino acids. Lineage: Eukaryota; Fungi; Basidiomycota; Tremellomycetes; Trichosporonales; Trichosporonaceae. The record is from RefSeq and is a predicted model, not a curated record.